This is a messenger RNA of Poecilia reticulata (guppy), 3429 nucleotides long. The record is from RefSeq and is a predicted model, not a curated record. NCBI's taxonomy places the organism in Eukaryota, Metazoa, Chordata, Actinopteri, Cyprinodontiformes, Poeciliidae.
CAGGACUUCCUGUUUGCCUGCAGGACGUCCUGUUUUUCAGGACUUCCUGUUUGCGGUGUAAACCCAACCUCACUUUCUGCUGCCUCGCCCGGUUAAUCAACCAAAGAGACGUUUGGACCCAGCAGCACUGAGGGUCUGACCUUUCACCUCUGACCUGAGCUGCUCUUGGUUCUGGAUGGGUCAGCCUUGUUCUGGCUCCUGCAGUCCAGAACUCAGUGUGGGUUGUACUCGGUUCUGAUGGGCAUGCAGACGUGUCCUCAGCUUCUUGUUAGGCACGGGUCAGAACCGCAUCUAACCCGUCUUCAGGAGGUGACCCGGCCCACAUCAUGACACCAGCUUUACCAGAACCGGGCUGCAGCACCGACCCAUCUGACCCAGCAAGAUGUUCUGCUGACUCACGGAAAAACUUUGUACAUUUCUGCUAUUUGGACCAGAACCCGACCAGCCAGAACUAGGUCCAGCUGGAUCGGUCCACAGAGAACGUCUCUGUGGGGUUUGAUGAUCGGAUCUCUGGGCCGGCGGGUUCUGGUUCCGGCCUGAGGACAGAAAUAGUUCGCCAACCGGCUCAGAGUGUCGCAGCAGUUUCCACUGCGGUCGGCGCUGCAGCUCAGCGUAGUGGAAACUUUGAGAGCCGGUUCCUGCUGCGGUCGCAGCCGGCCAGCGCUGCAGCGACGCAGACACCUCAGCUUUUAUCUUGGCGGGACAAACUUCCUGUUUCUCAGCAGGAAACGCUGACAUCAGCUGAGCCAGGAAGCUGUUGUCUUCAGUUAGUCCUGAGGAUGGAACCGGACCUGAGAACGGAACCGGACCUGCAGCUGCAGAGUUUCCUCUAAGCACUAAUUAUAAAGUGUCCAGUUCUGAUCCGGUUCAGUCAGAACCGGACAGAGCGGUUCUGGUCCUGGUUGUGGUUCUGAUCUGGUUCUCAAUGAUCUUCCUCUGAACAUUUGACUCAGCAGCUCAAAGCUUCAGGAAGUCACGCUUCUAUUUUUAGCUGUUCGGAUCUGAGCAGUUCUGGGCGGUUCUGUUUGGAUCUGAGCGGUUCUGUUCAGAUCUGAGCGGUUCUACCACAGGUCUGAGGUCAGAACAAACGUCUCCAGAAGCUGCUGCUCCACUUCCUGCAGCACCUGCAGUUUCCCUGAACAGGAACAGCUUCAGUUCAUCUGAGACGAAGCUGCUGCCGCCGACCCAGAAGUCCGUCUGGCUCGUCCAGAACCAGAACCUGAGAUGAGACAAGGAGGUACGCUGAUCUGCAGCCUGUUCUGGACCCGCUGUCUGGGGUUCUGGACAUGAGGAAGGACCGGGGUCCAAACCGAGUCUCACUUACUAGCUGAGCAGAACCGGGUCCAACUUAGUUGUUAGCUUGUUGUACCUAUAGAUCUACAGGCAAACGGAUUCUAAAGCAGAAAAUGGACGCCAUCGCUCCUGGCUUCUGUUGGCCCAGUAUAAACUCUCAAUGGGAGAAAACCCUGAUGCGGCACUGAAGGCAGAUGAGAAUCAAGAGGUCAGAUACUGGUGCUGAUGUCCAGAUUAAACUGCUUCAGCUUCAUGUUUUUCUCUGCCAAAUUGAGUUUGUCAACCUGACAGCUCGGCAUUGUUGAUGCUUUUGUUGUUGACGCCUGUCAGAGUUCCUCAAGGCAGCCUUGGCUACUAUCCAGUAGCUCUCCACAUCGGCAGUGCGGGACUUCAAAGUAUCUGUCCGGAGAACGGAUGCGUCAGAUCGAUGCCGGCUGAAGGGGGACGGCGUCCUGAGAGCCGACAUGGACGCACUGCACCUGAUGGACAAGACGGGGGACAUCCUGUACACCUGGCCGUACAGGUACCUGCGGCGCUUCGGACGGGACAAGUCCACCUUCUCCUUCGAGGCGGGUCGCAGGUGUGACUCCGGCGAGGGAAGCUUCGAGUUCGACACCAAGCAGGGAAACCUGCUGUUCCAGGCCGUGGAGGCCGCCAUCAACCUGCAGAAGAUCUCCCUUCCCCACAGACAGACCUCCGGAGGGGGCCCAAUGCCUGCAGAGACCGGCCCCAACCACCACAACCUCACCCUGCCAGCCCCACCCGCUAACCCCGCCCUGGGCCACAGCCGAACGCCGCCGCCACAGAAGCAGCCCCGUGUCCAGGUCCAACAGGGCGAUGAAGGUGUGUACAGCAUGGUGACGGAGCCUCAACACCUGCACAAGAGCCAUAACAAAGACGCUGAGAGCUCCAACUCUUCACAGCAGCAGCGCCCCCAGCUGGCCCGUCUGGAGCCGCCGGUGGAUAAAAUGCUGACCGGCGUGAAGAGUUUGACCCUGGACACCCGCGGCCUCCCCGUCCCCAGGAAGAGCCAGGUGAAGAUGAUCUCCAGCUGCCCGUUGCCCAACGCCAGCCCUGAAUCGGGCAGCGGCCAGCUGCCUGGCCCCGCCUCCAGCCCCGCCCCCGGCGCCCGCCUCAGCCCCAAACUCGGCUCCAACCCCAACCUGGAGCAGACCUACUCCCAGAUCAGCAUGGCGGACGUCACUGUGCGCGCCACCAAGAAGGACAAGAAGGGCGGUGGCGCUGCGGCGACAGGUAGGGAUGCGGACUACUCGCUGCCCUUCGACACCCUCGCCUCUAACAUCAUGUCCGACAUCCUGGCGGCGGACCAGGGCGGUCCGGGUGCUGACCCGCUCUACGACAGCAUCGACGAGCUGAAGAUCCGGAACAUCUUCCGGAGUGAAGCCAGGACAACAGACGGCACUUACAGGAAGGUGGACCACAUCUACGACGAGCCUGAAGGCUGCGCGGCGGCCACAGGGCCGCCGGCCGCGCCCCACCCCUCGGUCUACGAUGACCCAGAGGAGAUGAGAGGAGAUGCCUGGAGGAUCAUGGGUACCUCUGUCGACCCCAAAGGCCACGAGUAUCCCUACAACCCCCGUGUGGACGACUACGCCGUGCCCAGGAGGCCCAAGAGGGCAUUUGCUUCCCAGAAGAGCGUCGCUAGUGAAGAAGAGGAGGAGCAGAAACAGGAGGAGCCGCAGGAAGAGGACGUGGAGGGCGACGAACAGGAGGAGCUGGAGGAGAAACAGUUUUCACCGUAUGACAACCUGGUCGUUAAAAUGGCCUGAAGGAGGCAGAGCAGCUGUUUCAUCCACCUAUGGCCUGGCUGGAUGGAGGAACUCCUGACUGAACGCUUUAUUAAGCAGCUUCCAUGUUGAAGGAGCUGCAGCUACCUGUAGCUCCAUGGACCCAUAGCUACCUGUAGCCCAGCAGAAUGGAAACCAUCUGAAAAACUGUAGCUUGAGGUAAAGAUGAAGCCACUGCUGUGGUGUGACUGAUAACCUCUGCAGCUAGCCAGCUAUGCUAACGUAAAUAUUUCCAGAGUUGGUCUAAUUUUGACCCGUUUCAUUUUACGUGAGGUCUUCAUGCUGUAGUUCGUUUUGAUGUCAUUAAACAAAACUGAUGAAGCUUCAA